GGACAAAAACUGAGCCAUGGAGUCCAAGAAACUCCCCGUUAGACCUCUGUGAUAAUAUUGUGGUGAGGCAUAGAUGAGAGAACGUCAUAAAACCACUUCUAGACUUUAAGUGUUUCCAGGAGCACAGUCAGUGGCCUCAAUAAUUGUAAAAUGGAAGUAUGACACAUCAGAAGUCCUCUGCAGAGAAAGAAAACCUGCAAUAAGGUUGGCAAGCAAACUACAGAUGGCCAUUACUUUGUUUCUAAAUAUCCCUAAAACCGUUUGAAAACAUUUAAACAUUAUAAACCUGUUAGGGGGUAUUUGUUUACUCAAUGGCUGGAGCUACAGCUAUAUUUUAUCAAAUAUAAAAUACGGGUUUUACCAGCUCCAGUGAACGCCUCAUGCCGGUUCCAGUCAGGUCCACCAGGUGGCGCCAUACUGUAGUUCGAGCUGCAGGGACGUGGACGGGACAGUCUGACCGGGACAGUCUGACUGUGACGGACACCAGCGGGGACUGCAGACAGUAGGCAAGGGGGUAUUUGUUUCCGAUCAUAUAAUCACGGGAAAUAAUACCACGGUGAACGAAAUUAAUCGGUAAUUUUUGGUUAAAUCGUGACUCUGAGUGCCACGUGAUGCGCAGCUGGAUGCCGUGCUAACACUGACAGCUAGCUAAACUCGCUCACACGUCUGAGUUCCUAAAGGCUGCAAGAGAAGAGUUUCUCAGGAUGCAUCGUGCGCCUCAGGGAAGCUACCACAACCUGGUGGUGACUCGUGUUUUAAAUGAUGACCGAGGGGACUCUAUGGUGAGGAGAGAGGUCAGGAACUCUGGUUGCAUGGUCAAUAGAGAGCAUGACGAUAGAACGGCACCACAGCAGUCUCGCAACCGUAAAAUCAGAGGCUCCCACAAGGGUCAAUAUAAUGACAGGUUCCGCAGAGGCCAGCGGGGAAACCACUCUGGAGGCUUCGGAGGUCCUGGGCCACGGUCUAGGCUUGAUGAUACUGAUGUCGAUGUAACUAUGAGUGACAGCUCUCAGGACAACAGCUCCCAGCAAAGAUACAACCCAUAUGGAAGGGGUCGGAAAGGGCCAGAUGGGCGCUUUGGCAGAGACAGGCGACAAGGCAAAGGGGGAGGAGGUGGUAGAGGAGGCGGCUUUAGAGGAGACAGAGGUGGAGGCGGCAAUGGAGGAGGUCCAAAAAGCCGGUCAGGCUGGUACAAAGUCACGAUACCACAUGGAAGAAAAUACGACAAAAAAUGGUUAUUGCAGGCUCUUCAGAACAUCUGUACAGCUACCUACGCACCUGUACAGUACCAUGUUGACCAUAAUAGGGCCCACUUCUAUAUUGAUGAUUCCAAUGCUGCCACUGCUUUGCACAAAUGUUCGCACAAGAUCACAGACACAGAUGGUUAUAAGGUGGAAGUGCACGUCAACCCCAGCGGUCCACCAUCCUUCCUCCUCUCUGACCUGAAGCCUGAACAUUUGGAGCACCUAAGGCAAUGCAUGGCAAAACGUUUCGAUGGCUCCCAGCAAGCACUGGACUUGAACAACAUCCGAACAGACCCAGACCUGGUGUCCCAGAACAUUGAAGUCAUCUUGAACAGGAAGUCCAGCAUGGAAGCUGUCAUGAAGAUCAUUGAAGAAAACAUUCCAGAGCUGACCGGUUUGAACAUGAGUAACAACCGUAUUCACAAACUGGACGAACUCACUGAUUUGGUUACCAAGGCGCCGAAUCUGAAGACCCUCAACCUUUCCCACAAUGAGCUGAAGUCAGACCGGGAGCUGGACAAGGUGAAAGGCCUGAAGCUGGUGGAGCUGUGGCUGAACAGAAACCCGCUGUGUGACCUCUUCAAGGAUCAAGCCUCAUACAUCAGUGCUGUGCGGCAGAGGUUUCCACGGCUUCUGAAACUGGAUGGGAAUGACCUCCCCCCGCCCAUUGGAUUUGAUGUGGAAACACCCACCACUAUCCCUCCCUGCAAGGGAAGCUGUUUUGGCUCUGAUGAAAUCAAGGUCCUCAUCCUUCGGUUCUUGCAACAGUACUACAGUAUAUACGACUCCGGUGACAGGCAGCCACUUUUGGAUGCUUACCAUGAUGGAGCAUCGCUAUCCCUCACAACGCCUUACUCCACCCAGAACCCUUCCAGAAGCAGUCUGGGAGAGUAUCACAAAGACACUCGGAACCUGAAGAGGCUCAAAGACUCCACGAUACGAUUUCGACUUCUGAAGCACACACGACUGAACGUGGUUGCUUUCCUCAACGAGCUGCCUAAAACUCAACACGACAUCGCCUCAUUCACCGUUGAUGUAAACACAUACACAAACACGCUACUAUCAUUCACGGUGAGCGGCGUCUUCAAAGAAGUUGCGGUUGAUGGUAAAUCCCGGGAGUCCACCAUGGCUUUCUCCCGAGUCUUCGUCACAGUCCCAGCAGGGAAUUCUGGUUUGUGCAUCGUCAACGACCAGCUUUUUAUCCGGAUGGCCACAACAGAGGAGAUCCGCCGAGCCUUUGUUGCCCCCGCCCCGACUCCAUCUUCCAGCCCCGUCCCCACCCUCACUGCACAGCAGCAAGAGAUGCUCACAGCCUUCUCAUUGAAGUCUGGCAUGAACCUUGAAUGGUCCCAAAAGUGUCUGCAAGACAAUGAGUGGGAUUUCAACAGAGCGGCACAGAUUUUUACUCAGUUAAAGACGGAUGGCAAGAUCCCAGACGUUGCGUUCAUAAAAUGAAAAGUUGAACAUCUGUCAAAUAAAAUCUGCAGUAAUUUUAUUUAUGGCUUUUCUUUUAUCCUUUUUUUUGACUAUUACAAAUAAGUACAUCACGUUUACUAUUUCAUUUUAAUAGCCAAAUGUCAUUGUAACCUCAGUUUUUGGUUAGAAGUCACUACGUUUUCAUAGGAAUAAACACAUGGUCAGUGGUUUAACUUGUGUUCAUGCUGAUUUGUUGUAUUAUGUUUAACAAUAAAAAUAUUUUGUUACGCAAA
Molecule: messenger RNA, 2953 nt
Organism: Centropristis striata (black sea bass)
Lineage: Eukaryota; Metazoa; Chordata; Actinopteri; Perciformes; Serranidae
Gene: nxf1a
Product: nuclear RNA export factor 1a
Exons: 23
Coding region: 705-2699 (664 amino acids)
Biological process (GO): poly(A)+ mRNA export from nucleus
Cellular component (GO): nucleus; cytoplasm
Molecular function (GO): RNA binding; protein binding
Source: RefSeq, a predicted model, not a curated record